This is a messenger RNA of Tricharina praecox, 489 nucleotides long. RefSeq lists its product as uncharacterized. NCBI's taxonomy places the organism in Eukaryota, Fungi, Ascomycota, Pezizomycetes, Pezizales, Pyronemataceae. The transcript has 2 exons. The record is from RefSeq and is a predicted model, not a curated record. The coding region runs from base 1 to 483 and encodes 160 amino acids.
AUGACGACAUAUGCCCCCGCAUUGCGGUUCAUCCUGCGGCACCAAGUGCAGCCAUGGCACCCGUCGUCGACGCUGGUGCACGAAGCGGCGCUGGCGGUGGGGCGGCUGGCGCCACAGGGGCUCCUCGCGUUCGCGGUGGCGCUGAUGCAGCGCCAGACGGAGUACUUCGACGUCGCGGUGGUCGGUGAGACCCGGAACCAGACGUAUGGACGGCUCGCGAAGCUGGCGGAGGACGUCGCGGGCGUGCGCGCUGACGAUAUUCUCGACUUGCUGCGGAUCUCGGAUACGCCCUGCGAGGGGUACGGCGCGUUGAAUGUUGGGAAUCAGGUCACGGAUGAUCUGAAGAUUCACAUCAAGGCGGCGCGUCUGCUCGGCAUCCAUGUCAGUCCUACGGUGGUCGUCGAUGGCAUCGUGGAGAAUUCAAUUUCUUCGGGCUGGACGAAGGAGCAGUGGGUUGAGUGGCUGGAUAAGAUUGUGGUUUGAUUGGAU